Messenger RNA from Ananas comosus (pineapple), 5096 nucleotides. RefSeq lists its product as uncharacterized. Gene Ontology annotation, molecular function: DNA helicase activity. NCBI's taxonomy places the organism in Eukaryota, Viridiplantae, Streptophyta, Magnoliopsida, Poales, Bromeliaceae. The transcript has 10 exons. Gene Ontology annotation, biological process: DNA repair; telomere maintenance. Bases 141 to 5051 code for a protein of 1636 amino acids. The record is from RefSeq and is a predicted model, not a curated record.
CUCUCUACGUUGGCUCUCUUCUUCGCUCCUGUCUCUCUCUCUCCUCGAUCGCGCGCGAGCGUGAACAAAACCCUAGAACCCGAUUUCGCCGUCGACUUCGCCGUAUUCGAUUACUCUCCCCUUCGAUCGGGACAUGCUACAUGGAUCACAAUGAAAAGAAACAAGCAAGGAUUAGAAGGGCAAUGAUCAUGCGUGGAAAGAAAAUGAAAACCUCAUAUCCAUGUGAAAAUCUAAUUCCAGUACCUGUCUUGAAUUCUAAUGGUUCUCAAAAUCUUGAGAGUAAUUUGAGCCAUAUGGUGAGCAAUAAUAGCAUGUCAAGAACUCCUCUGAGUGAUAUUUCAAAUUCUAAUUCUGUGCUUUGCUUUUCUGAUGGUGAUAAACGAUCUACCUAUCAUUUCGAAAGGACAUCAAUUACCGACCCUUCUUUUUCAUCCAUCAUUCAUCCAGAUUAUGUGAAUAUCUCAAACAUAUAUUUCCCUCACCAAAUCCGAGUUGGAGAGCAUAUCAUUCAAGAUAGAAACGUAUUAGAGUCACUUUCAUGGAAUGCUAAUAAGGAUGAGGAAUUUUCAAUGGUUGACAAACAUCUAAACGAUGGUGCUAAUACUAGAGGUCCUAAUCAUCUUGGAUUCUGUGCCAACCACAUUGUUGACGAAGGUUCCUCUAUCGAUUAUAUGCAGAAAAAGAAUGCGCGAUUGAAGAGAAGUUUAAUUAUGAGAGAAAAGCGCGCUAAGAUGCAAAAGCAUGCUACAUAUAUUGAUGUUGAUGUUGAUGUUGAUGAAAAAGAGUCACAGUACAAUUUGGAUGCAACAGAUUAUUGGAAUUUGGGAGAUUCUACUUAUGCAUGUGAAUUUUGCGGUGCAUUGUUCUGGUAUGAAGAAAGGUUGGAGAAGGAUAAGAGAUUAACUAGGCCGAGAUAUUCUAUAUGUUGCAUGCAAGGAAAAGUUGAACUGCCAUUGCUCAAAGAUCCACCUUCUACACUCAAUAAUUUAUUGCAUAACAAGGACUCCAGAAGCAAUCACUUUUUAAAAAAGAUCAGAUCUUACAAUAUGAUGUUCUCAUUUACGUCAAUGGGAGGACAAAUUGACUCUACAAUAAAUCAAGGAGGGGGGCCAUACGUAUUUAAACUACAUGGCCAAAAUUGUCAUAUGAUUGGAAGUUUGCUUCCAACUCAAGGCUCGCGUCCAAGAUUUUCGCAGCUCUACAUUUAUGAUACAGAUAAUGAAGUUUUAAAUAGAAUAAGUGCCAUAAGUUCAAGUAGAAGUUCUGAUGAAUUUGACCCCACAAUUGUUAACGAGCUCAAAAGUAUGCUAGAUGAUUGCAAUUGUUUAGCCAAAUCAUUCAGAAUGGCAAGAGAUAGAUUUGUAGCAGAAGAUUAUCAAGACUUGAAAUUGAGACUAUUAAGAAAAAGAGGAACUGAUGGAAGAAGAUACAAUCUUCCAACCUCAUCUGAAGUGGCGGCUCUUAUUGUUGGAGAUAUUGAAAAAAACACUGUUGAAAGAGAUAUUGUAGUCGAAACUCAAACAGGCUUAUUACAACGAAUACAUGAACUACAUCCAUCCUAUCUUCCAAUGCAGUAUCCUUUGUUAUUUCCUUAUGGUGAAGAUGGAUAUGGAGAUGACAUUCAGAUUAGAGGAUCAAAUUUUUUUUCAUCCAAAAAGCGGAGGAGAGUGACAAUGAGAGAAUACUUUGCAUUUAGAAUCCAAGAUAGAGCUGGAGAAGCUGCAACAAUAUUAUCAUCAAAAAGAUUAUUUCAACAAUUUGUGGUUGAUGCAUAUACUAUGAUAGAAUCACAGAGAUUAUCUUAUAUAAGAUCUCAUCAGAAGAAUCUAAGAGUAGAAAUAUACAAGGGUCUAUCAGAAGCUUUCUUAAGGGGUGAAACAAGUGCAUCUUCGCUAGGAAAACGCACCAUCCUUCCAUCUUCAUUCACCGGAGGUGCACGUUAUAUGAUCCAGAACUAUCAAGAUGCAAUGGCUAUAUGUAAGUGGGCGGGUUAUCCGGAUCUCCUUAUUACUUUCACAUGCAAUCCAAAAUGGCCAGAAAUGACAAAAUUUACUGUUGAUAGAGGGCUAAAACCUGAAGAUCGUCCAGAUAUAAUGUGCAGAAUUUUUAAAAUAAAACUCGAUGAAUUGAUUAGAGAUUUGAAGAAAAAGCAAUUUUUUGGCAAGGUAAAAGCUGUUGUCUACACUAUAGAGUUUCAAAAGCGUGGUCUACCGCAUGCUCAUAUUUUAUUAUUUUUGAAUGCCGAAGAUAAAUACCCAACUGGUGAUGAUAUUGAUAAAAUUAUCUCUGCUGAAAUUCCUAAUAAACACAAGCAUCCAGUUUUGUACGAAGCUGUUCAAAACUUUAUGAUACAUGGUCCUUGUGGGAUAUCUCAUAAAAGCUCUCCCUGUAUGAAGGAUGGGAAGUGUUCCAAAUAUUUUCCUAAAAGGUUUAAUAGUGGAACAGUUAUCGAUGAUGAUGGCUACCCCAUCUACAAGCGUAGAGAUGAUGGUUCGACCGUUGAAAAGAAUGAUGUCCUUUUGGAUAAUAGAUUUGUAGUACCAUAUAAUCCAUUGCUUCUAAUAAAGUAUCAAGCUCACAUCAACGUGGAAUGGUGCAAUCAAUCAAGGUCCAUAAAAUAUCUAUUCAAAUAUGUCAAUAAAGGACAUGAUCGUGUUACUGCAGCAUUCUAUCAGAGUACAAGUGAAUCUGAACACUUGCAAGAUGAAAUCAAGAUGUACUAUGACUGUAGGUAUGUAUCUCCAUGUGAGGCUGUAUGGAGGAUCUUUGGCUUUGAUAUCAAUUAUAGAGAACCACCAGUUGAGAGGUUAUCUUUCCAUCUCCAAAAUGAGCAAACUGUUGUCUUUGAUGAUGAUGAGCCUAUUGAUUCUAUUGUAGGAAGAACUGGAAAUAAUCAAACUAUGUUUUUGGCUUGGAUGGAAGCUAAUAAGAAUUUUGAGGAGGCUAGAAAUUUGACUUAUGGAGAAUUUCCCACCAAAUUUGUAUGGAAAAAAGAUCUUCGCAGUUGGCGUCCAAGGAAACGCGGCUUCUCAAUUGGAAGACUAUAUUAUAUUCCACCAGGAAGUGGUGAAUUACAUUACAUGCGAAUUUUGUUGAACUUUUGCAAAUGCCCUAAAAGUUAUGAAGACAUCAAAACUGUGAAUGGUGUUCUAUACCCUUCGUACAAAGAUGCUUGCUAUGCGUUGGGGUUGUUGGAUGAUGACAAAGAGUAUAUAGAUGGUAUUAAAGAAGCAAGUUCAUGGGGUUCGGCUCAUUACUUAAGAAGACUUUUUGCAACUAUGUUAUUCUCAAAUUGUCUAUCUAGACCAGAAUUUAUUUGGGACACUAUUUGGCAUCAUUUAGCUGAUGAUAUCUUGCACAAACAGAGGACUCUACUUCAGCACAAUACUUUGCAGUUAAAAGAUGAUGAGUUGAAAAUUUUGACUCUUGCUGAGAUUGAUAAGUUGUUGCGUAGCAACGGAAAAAGUCUUGCAGAAUUUCCUCCGAUGCCUUUACCUAAUGAACAUCUUUUACUUGGAGCCAGAAACAAGCUUCUUCAAGAUGAACUUUGUUAUGAUAGGAAUUACAUGACAAGAGAGCACAAAACCUUGAUGUCAUCUCUUACUGAUGAACAAAAAAGUGUCUAUGAGACAAUAAUUAGUGCUGUGUCAAAGAAUGAGGGAGGUGUUUUCUUUCUGUAUGGUUAUGGUGGAACAGGAAAAACUUUCAUAUGGCGAACUUUAUCUGCAGCCAUAAGGUCUAAGGGUCAAAUUGUUCUUAAUGUUGCUUCUAGCGGAAUAGCAUCACUUCUACUUCCGGGGGGAAGAACAGCUCACUCUAGAUUUGGGAUCCCACUAGCAAUAACUGAGGAAUCGACCUGUAAUAUAAAACAGGGUAGUGAUCUGGCAGAGUUGUUAAUUCAUACGAAGCUUAUCAUAUGGGAUGAGGCUCCAAUGGCACACAGGUUUUGUUUUGAAGCUCUUGACAGGACAUUAAGAGAUAUUCUACGGUUUUCUAAUUCAUCAAGUUGUGAGCAACCAUUUGGGGGUAAAGUCGUCGUUUUUGGAGGUGAUUUCAGGCAAAUUCUUCCGGUUAUUCCUAAAGGGACAAGACAAGAUAUUAUUUUUGCAACUAUUAAUUCUUCUUAUCUUUGGAGUUUUGUUAAGGUUCUUACUUUAACAAAAAAUAUGAGGCUAGAGACAGGCUCAUCUAAUUACAAUCUAGAAGAGAUGAGAGAGUUCUCAAAGUGGAUACUAAGUGUUGGAGAUGGAGAAGCCGGUGAGGAGAAUGAUGGUGAAGAAAUUAUAGAAAUACCUGAUGAAUUUCUCAUAAAGGAAUCAACAAAUCCAAUUGCAUCAAUAGUGGAUUGUACGUAUCCUUCAUUGUUAAGCAAUAUUCAUGAUUUGCAAUACCUACAAGAAAGAGCGAUUCUUGCUCCUACUCUUGAAAUUGUGGAUGCUGUGAAUGAAUACAUGCUUUCAUUGCUUCAUGGUGAAGAAAAAAUUUAUUUGAGCUCUGACAGUGUUUGUAAGACAGAUGUGGGCCUAGAUGGUCCUGAAGAUGUAUAUACACCUGAUUUCUUAAACAGUAUUAAAUGUUCAGGAGUUCCUAAUCACAUGAUCAAAUUGAAGCAAGCUGCUCCUGUGAUGUUAUUGAGAAACAUAGACAAGUCUUUAGGUUUAUGCAAUGGAACCAGAUUAAUGAUCACUCAAUUGGGAAAACAUAUACUAGAAGCAAAAGUGAUCUCUGGGAGCAAUAUUGGGGAGAAGGUGUUUAUACCCCGUAUGGUGAUUACUCCAUCAGACUCCAAGUUACCUUUUAAAAUGCAACGAAGGCAAUUUCCGUUGGCUGUUUGUUUUGCUAUGACAAUAAACAAGAGUCAAGGUCAAUCGUUAUCAUAUGUUGGCUUAUAUCUUCCUAGACCGAUAUUCAGUCAUGGUCAGUUAUAUGUUGCAAUAUCUAGAGUUCGAAACAAGGACGGAUUGAAUAUUCUAAUUUGUGAUAAAGAUGGUUUGUUAUCCAAAACCACAAGUAAUGUGGUUUUUAAAGAAGUGUUUCAAAAUUUAAAAUAGGUGAGCGGUUUAUUUUUCUUCAUGUUAUUUCAAAUUUUACAAUUA